UUCGCGACAUUCCGAGCUGCACUUGAAGGCAGCACCACCGUGUAGUCGAGCAGUAGCAGAGAUUCGCAGCCAGUGUGGCAGCUGGGAAUGUGACUGCUUCAGCACAGACCUCUAUUUUGGUCUCUGAGCACAGUGGUGGGGCUGACCGGAGAAAGGCUCGCAGCUCUGCUAAAUCUAAAACACUGGCUUCAUCUGAAGUCGACACGGGCAACCUGCGUUUUCUCUCCGCCUGUGUCGGUGUUCUGGGACCGCAGAUGGUCAGCGGGCAGCCGUCGGUGGCUCACAGCGGGACUGUUUGUUAGAGCGAACCAACCGGGGCGCCGUUGUUUCUCCGGUCUGUGUACCUUACCCCUUGCCUGGUGAGUCCGGUUAUAAACGCAGUGAAGUGUCACUCGUUAAGUCCAGUCCGUGUAAUACUCAUGUUUCCCGGUGCGAAACGCUUGGUUAAAUGCGCCUGUUUCUCCGCUUCCAAACCACUCACACCAACGACGAUGGACUGAAAUCUGCGGCGUGGGCGAGCGACACACAACCUGCCGCGAUUUUCUGCAAGUAAAUAAAUAAAUGAUAGAGGAUACAAUGACCCUGCUGUCCCUGCUAGGUCGGAUCAUGCGUUAUUUUCUGCUCAGACCGGAGACCCUGUUUCUGCUGUGUAUCAGCCUGGCUCUGUGGAGUUACUUCUUCCACACGGACGAAGUGAAGACCAUCGUCAAGUCCAGCCGGGAUGCGGUCAAGAUGGUUAAGGGGAAGGUGGCGGAGAUGAUGCAGAACGAGCGGUUCGGCGGGCUGGACGUCCUGGACGCGGAGUUCUCCAAGACCUGGGACUUGAAGAGCAACAACGUGGCCGUGUACUCCAUCCAGGGCCGGAGAGACCACAUGGAGGACAGGUUCGAGGUGCUCACCGACAUCGUCAACAAGAGUCACCCAUCUAUAUUUGGGAUUUUUGAUGGCCACGGAGGAGAGGCUGCUGCUGACUUUGCCAAGGCCCACCUGCCUGAGGCUCUCCGCCAGCAGCUGCUGACCUAUGAACGGGAGAAAGAGCGAGACAAAGAAAAAGACAAAGAGAAAGAUGAUAAAAAGGAGCGGACCGGCCUUUCCUAUCCUUCCAUCCUAGAGCAGCAGAUCCUGAACUUGGACAGAGAAAUGCUGGAAAAACUGGCUGACACUUACAAUGAAGCAGGUACUACAUGUCUGGUGGCCCUGCUGUCUGACAAAGAGUUGACGGUAGCCAACGUCGGAGACUCCCGUGGAGUACUUUGCGAUAAAAACGGCAAUGCUGUUCCUCUGUCACAUGACCACAAACCUUACCAGCUCAAAGAACGCAAGAGGAUCAAGAAGGCUGGUGGUUUCAUUAGUUUCAACGGCUCGUGGCGCGUCCAGGGCAUCUUGGCCAUGUCUCGUUCCCUGGGCGAUUACCCUCUAAAGAACCUCAACGUGGUCGUUCCUGAUCCCGACAUCAUAUCCUUUGACCUGAACAAACUGCAGCCUGAGUUCAUGAUCCUGGCGUCCGAUGGUCUGUGGGACACCUUCAGCAACGAGGAGGCGGUUCGCUUCAUCAGGGAACGACUGGACGAGCCUCACUUUGGUGCCAAGAGCAUCGUCCUCCAGUCCUUCUAUCGUGGUUGUCCUGACAACAUCACCGUCAUGGUUGUCAAGUUUAAAGGCAAGGCCACCGAGCAGUAGACCUUGUGCCAUACACAGAGUAUCUGUAGGUUUGAAUAUAAAUAGCAGUAGGGUAAAGAUGAAAGAUUUAAAACUCAAGGCCCCAACUUUCUGAGUGAGAACUAUUUGUAUCACAGAUUCAUCAGUGCAUCAAACCGCCCUGGCCCCUCCUUUCCUUUUACUGCUGUAGACGUGACACAUGUAAGAAAAUGUCUUUCAUUAUGAUUUACAGCCAUAUCUUUGAGACACCUUAAUGCAAACUGGGUCACUGUUAUGCAAACAAACAGAUUUAGCUCUGUGCAGCUCAUAAGUCUGCAUACAUCUAUGUGAGUGUGUAUGUGUGUGUUUGAGAGAGUCGUUGAGAGGAGAAAUAGUAAUAGAUGUCUGUCUUUGUGUACACUUGGACACAAGUGUCACAUUUGAAACCAAUUGAUUGUCUAGCUAGUAGUGACAAAUUAAGGCAUACGUGAUAGUUUCACUUCCACACAAGUGCAUCCUUCGUGGAAGUCUGUUACAGAUUGACACGCCCAUUUAUCAGAAAUUACUUUGUGAUUGGACGCUUCACAUGAAGGCUCAAGGAAGGGAGAUCUCAGGUAAGUUAAAACGCGUCUCCUCGCAGUGUGUCCUUGCAUUUUACAUGGGUGGGACUAAGAUGCAAGGAAAAGAUGCAAGUGAGGGAAACGUGGAUGUAAUUAGGGGAAUUUAUACAGAGAUAAUUUAAUUUCAUUUGGGGAAAUGACAUUUAUACAGACAUAAGAUGUCUUUUUCCCCGAUACGUCAUCUGAAGCAUCCAAUCACCAACUGAAUUGUGAUAAAGGAGUCUUUCAAGCCCUAAAAGACUUCCGCUAAGGAUGGUCUUGUGUAUCCUUGUUCAUGGUUCCUCCAGGCAGCCUCCUCCAUCCUCAAAGCAGGAAUAAGAGCUUUGAGAUGUCCUUCAAGAUGGCGGUCCAGAAUGACUUCCUGGUUGAAUGAGGCAAAAUAAAAUAAGGGAAAUGGAAUUUAUCCAAUGUCUUUCACUUAAUGCCUGUGUGACCACUAAUUUUUUACUUUUAGUUUGCUAACUCUGUGUUUCCACAUGUACCAAGUGACUGCACUGAAAAAUCUGUCAUUCAAUAUGAUCACAUGUUAUUUUUUUCUGGAUCAAAAACAUGACUGGACAGAUUUUUAAUAUGAAUUUAUCCCCUUUAUUCAUGAACUGCACAAAUGACAAUAUUCCUAUGCUUGUUCAAAUAUUACCAUUCAUUGUCCCACAGUAGAACAUACUACAUUAUUACAUCACUCCUGAGCAUGAGAAUUUGUGAUGAAUGAAGUGUUUUGACUUGAGUUGCCCCUUUUGAUAAGUUGUUGAAUGUCUUAGUUUGGUUAAAAUGACUGCUGUCCGUUUCUGUGCUGGUCAAGCCUCCUGCUUAUUUUGAUGGCUGAUAACUUUUACCUUUAUCUUUUUAAAGCUGACACUCUAGUUUGAUUUCUUCUGCUACUCUGUUCAGUCCAAAAUUAUCAGGAUUCAUGUAACUGCUGAUAAUGUAUUAACUUAUGUAUUAUACUGUAGCUUGUCAAAGUGCAAUGAAACGACACUUUUAAUGUGUAUAAACGGCAAUACAGUAUUUUAAAGCGAUGUGUUUCAGCAUUAUGACACAGACAUCUAAUUAUUGAUUUUUAAAUUCAGAAAUUUAUGGUUACAGUAAAUAUACAGUCAUGGCCAAAAAUAUUGGUAUC
Messenger RNA from Monopterus albus (swamp eel), 3375 nucleotides. RefSeq names its product protein phosphatase, Mg2+/Mn2+ dependent, 1Lb (gene ppm1lb). Gene Ontology annotation, molecular function: protein serine/threonine phosphatase activity; cation binding. Gene Ontology annotation, biological process: protein dephosphorylation. The coding region runs from base 562 to 1680 and encodes 372 amino acids. The record is from RefSeq and is a predicted model, not a curated record. The transcript has 4 exons. NCBI's taxonomy places the organism in Eukaryota, Metazoa, Chordata, Actinopteri, Synbranchiformes, Synbranchidae.